Hirsutella rhossiliensis is the source of this 1635-nucleotide messenger RNA. RefSeq lists its product as uncharacterized. Bases 1 to 1635 code for a protein of 544 amino acids. The transcript has a single exon. Lineage: Eukaryota; Fungi; Ascomycota; Sordariomycetes; Hypocreales; Ophiocordycipitaceae. The record is from RefSeq and is a predicted model, not a curated record.
AUGUGCCAGGAGACGGUCUGGAACUGCCUCGACUGCGGAGCUGAGCGCACCGUCGCGUGGCACCACUGCUACCUUUUUUGGUCUGACUAUGCCAACAUGUUGGAUGAAUCAACCAUGGGCGUCAAGCCCGACCCAACCUUCUGCCCCUUGCGCGAGCGCCAAAUGCGCCCCUUCAAUCUGGGAGCAUGCCCCAACCUGGACCACUGCCCUUCCAAGCCGCGCCACGAGGAGCGUCAAGCUCGGGAGCGCCUCCAUGCGGCAGCUGCCGACGCGCGUCGCCAGGAGCAGGAAGAGAGGCGGAUGCAGGCCAUGGAUGACUUUGCGCGCGAGUAUUUUGUGAAAAUCCCCAUCCCGGGGGCGCCUGCCUGUCCCGAGGAGAUGAAUGUCACCCCUCCUGUGGAGGAGCUGGAUGUGACGACGAAGACCAGCCAGGAGCACCAGGAGGAGGCGGAGAAAGAAGCUUCGCCCACGGCUUCACCCAGGCCGCUCCUUCGCAGAAAAGGACGCGUCGAGAAUCUGUCUAGGCAAUUUGCUGCCGGUGAGCAGCGAGACGACGAGGCAACUCUCGACACGUCGCUCCUCUCUAUGCUCAACGCCCCCAUGCUAUCCGAGUCUGAAAUUCUUGAGAUCGAGGAACAGAAGAGGCAGGCGAGCUGGGCUCGCUACAUCGCGGCUCGCCGUAUCUCCUCCGGCUCUUCAACCUCCUCCAAGUACUAUAGCUGCCCUUGCUCCCCUAUCGAGGAGGUAGACGAGGAGGUAGCGGAGGAGAAGGAUGAGGCCAAAGGCGCGGGCCCGCUGGCGGAGAAGCUGUCACCCCUAUUUCCCAACGGCUUCCCGACUCGAGACUGGGGCAAGGGUCCACUCCUCGCAACUGUCGUCCAUACCCCCUCUUACAUCUUGCCUGGUGACGAAAACCUCGAAUUACUUUGCUCGGUUUCCAGUGCUGGGACGGUCAUCCACACCGCCUCCUACAGUCCGACCGGCGACGAGAACAUUGAGUCAUUUUCGGCGCCGUCGAGUGCUGGGACGGUCAUCCACACCACUUCCUACAGUCCGACCGGCGACGAGAACAUUGAUUCGUUUUCGGCACCGUCGAGUGCUGCCACAGUUAUCUGCAACAAGCCAUGCAGCCAGGGUAAAGACAAGAAUGUCAGCCCUACUGGCGCCCCCUCCAUUGCUUCCAUGGUUGUUCGCGGACGACCCUACGAUUUGACUCAGGGGCGAAAUCUGAGUCUUGCCCUCAGCCCCCCGCCUGUUCGACCACAUGGCAACAGGCCUCGCCUAGUCGAGGAAGAGCCGCAAUGCUUCCGCCAUUCGGGCUCAUUUGUCCCUGCUCCCCGGACCUACUACGAUGUCGAUGAAGACGAGACAGGUUCCGUCGAAGAUGAGGCAGGCUCCGUCACCUUGAACACCAUCGCCGCGGCUGAGCGUGGCGCCACCAUAUCCCAGCGCGUCGUCAUAGCCAGGCCGGGCUCUAUACUCUCACAUCCCGCCGUCACUGCGGCGUGGAACCGCCUUCGAAACCCGGAGCCGCUGCAGAGGUUCCGACCACAGCUCCCGUCCCCCAUCCCCAUUCCCGUCCCGGGCCGUGGCUACCCCCGGGCCCCAGAGAUAGCGAGACGCUGGUUCUCUUGA